Messenger RNA from Echinostoma caproni, 600 nucleotides. Lineage: Eukaryota; Metazoa; Platyhelminthes; Trematoda; Plagiorchiida; Echinostomatidae. The record is from the annotation of a GenBank genome assembly.
AUGUGCAAGCAAAAAGUCCCGGAUAUUGAUGCACUGUAUGCAAAUCGACAUCCACCUGUCCGAUUCACUCAAAACUUUUUGAGUACCACGGUUCGUGGACAAGGAGAUGGUGACUAUCUGUCAUGUCCGAUCGGUGUGCUACUCCUUCUCACCACAUUUCUUGGAUCGGGAGGGGCCCGCGGCAAGACGGCUCUCCAAAUCGGGGAUGCUCUGAAAUUGACCAAAACGUUGCCCAGCACUGACAUGAGUUCAUUGCGCGAGGGUGCAAAGAAUAUGUAUUGGAAUUUGGUGAAUUCGUUGGUUAGCGCGGAAAGUGCACUGAAUGCUCGGCGUGUUCCGGUGAUUUCGAUCAGUAAUGGAGUGUUUCUGAAAGAGGAUUAUAAGAUCAAAGAAGAUUUUAAAUGGAGCUUACAGAAUGACUUCAAAGCCAAAAUCGAUAAGUUGAAUUUCAAAGACCAGUCAGCGUCGAUGGAUGCAAUUAAUCGAUGGAUUCGAAACCAAACGCGUGAACUGAUUCCGAAAUUUCUCCAGUCACCACAAGAACUCCCGGCGGACACAAAAAUGGCCCUCUUCAAUGUGUUCACACUGAAAGGUUCGUAA